Messenger RNA from Aplosporella prunicola CBS 121167, 1332 nucleotides. RefSeq lists its product as uncharacterized. Gene Ontology annotation, biological process: phospholipid biosynthetic process. The record is from RefSeq and is a predicted model, not a curated record. Gene Ontology annotation, cellular component: membrane. Bases 1 to 1332 code for a protein of 443 amino acids. The transcript is spliced from 6 exons. Lineage: Eukaryota; Fungi; Ascomycota; Dothideomycetes; Botryosphaeriales; Aplosporellaceae. Gene Ontology annotation, molecular function: phosphotransferase activity, for other substituted phosphate groups.
AUGGUAUACAUCAGGCAGGACAAGCUGCCGAAGCUGAAGGAGUACAAGUACUCGGGCGUUGAUCACAGCUUGGUGUCGCGCUACGUGCUCAAGCCGUUCUAUAACAAUGUGGUCAUCAACUGCUUCCCCAUGUCCAUGGCGCCGAACCUCAUUACCCUCACCGGCUUUGGUUUCGUCGUCGCCAACUUCUUGACCCUUCUUUGGUACACCCCUACGCUGGACGUCGACUGCCCGCCCUGGGUCUACUACAGCUGGGCGAUCGGCCUGUUCCUGUAUCAGACAUUCGAUGCUGUGGAUGGAUCACAAGCGCGCCGCACUCGUCAGAGUGGUCCGCUGGGCGAGCUCUUCGACCACGGUGUCGACGCUAUCAACACGUCUCUGGAAGUCCUGCUCUUUGCCGCUGCCAUGAACCUUGGACAGGGCUGGAAGACUGUCAUGACCCUCUUUGCCUCUUUGCUCACGUUCUACGUGCAAACAUGGGAUGAGUACCACACGCACACCCUAACCCUUGGGCUCAUUUCCGGUCCUGUUGAAGGCAUCCUCACUCUCUGCGUCGUGUACGCCCUUACCGGCUACCUUGGUGGCGGCAGCUUCUGGCAGCAGCCCAUGCUGCAGACCAUUGGUAUCUCGCGGCCAUCCUUCCUGCCCAACUGUCUGUACAACCUGGCCUGGAACGAGUGGUACAUGGUCUACGGCGGUAUCCUGCUCGUGUUCAACACGGUCACGUCCGCCAACAACGUCAUCGAAGCGCGUCGUCUCCGGGGCCAGAAGGCGCGCGGCGCGCUGCUCGGCCUGAUCCCCUUCUCCAUGGCCUGGAUCCUCAUCCCGGCGUACCUGUACCUGCAGCCCGUCAUCCUGACGCAGCACCUGGUGCCGUUUGUCUUCUACGUCGGCCUCAUCAACGCCUUCUCGGUCGGCCGCAUGAUCGUCGCGCACCUGACCAAGUCCGCCUUCCCGCGCACCAACAUCCUCGUCGCGCCGCUGGUCUUCGGCGUCGCGGACAGCCUGGGCCCGUUCCUCGCGGAGAGACUGCACGACAUCCACAUUGACGGGCUCGACCUCAGCAGCAUCCGCAAGGUCGGCUGGCCCUCGGCUCUGGGCGACGGCGUCUACCAGGUCGCGUUCAUGUUCAUGUGUCUGGGCCUUGCGAUCGGCGUGCAUGCUAGCUUUGUCUGGGACGUCAUCACCACGAUCUGCGACUACCUCGAUAUCUGGUGCUUGACGAUCAAGCACCCGUAUGUCGAGACGAAGCGCACCAAGGUUGAGGAGAAGGCCGGCGUGCCCUCGCCUGCGGAGAAGGAGGUUGUGGGCAAGGGCCGCAAGAAGAACUAA